Molecule: messenger RNA, 1473 nt
Organism: Pipistrellus nathusii (Nathusius's pipistrelle)
Lineage: Eukaryota; Metazoa; Chordata; Mammalia; Chiroptera; Vespertilionidae
Source: the annotation of a GenBank genome assembly
AUGACAAUAGGGAACAUGGAGAACGUGGAAGUCUUCACUUCUGAAGGCAAAGGCCGGGGUCUGAAGGCCACCAAGGAGUUCUGGGCUUCGGACGUCAUCUUUGCCGAGCGGGCGUAUUCGGCAGUGGUUUUCGACAGCCUCGUUAACUUUGUGUGCCACACCUGCUUCAAGAGGCAGGAGAAGCUCCAUCACUGCGGACAGUGCAAGUUUGCCCGUUACUGUGACCGCACCUGCCAGAAGGAUGCAUGGGUAAACCACAAGAAGGAGUGUUUGGCCAUCAAGAGAUACGGGAAGGUGCCCAAUGAGAACAUCAGGCUGGCUGCGCGCAUCAUGUGGCGGGUGGAGAGAGAGGGCACCGGGCUCACAGAGGGCUGCCUGGUGUCCGUGGACGACCUGCAGAACCACGUGGAGAACUUUGGGGAAGAGGAGCAGAAGCAGCUGCGGGUGGACGUGGAUACGUUCUUGCAGUACUGGCUGCCCCAGAGCCAGCAGUUCAGCAUGCAGUACAUCUCGCACAUCUUCGGCGUGAUUAACUGCAAUGGUUUCACGCUCAGUGAUCAGAGGGGCCUGCAGGCAGUAGGCGUGGGCAUCUUCCCCAACCUGGGCCUGGUGAACCAUGACUGUUGGCCCAACUGCACCGUCAUCUUUAACAAUGGCAAUCAUGAGGCAGUGAAAUCCAUGUUUCACACCCAGAUGAGAAUUGAGCUCCGGGCCCUGGGCAAGAUCUCAGAAGGCGAAGAGCUGACCGUGUCCUAUAUCGACUUCCUUAACGUCAGCGAAGAACGCAAGAAGCAGCUAAAGAGGCAGUACUACUUCGACUGCACGUGUGAGCACUGCCAGAAAGGGCUGAAGGACGACCUCUUCCUGGGGGUGAAAGAGGACCCAAAGCCCUCUCAGGAUGUUGUCAAGGAGAUGAUACAGGUCUCCAAGGAUACACUAGAAAAAAUAGAUAAGGCUCGCUCUGAGGGCUUUUACCAUGAGGUUGUGAAGUUGUGCCGGGAGUGCCUGGAGAAGCAGGACGCGGUGUUUGCUGACACCAAUAUCUACAUGCUGAGGAUGCUGAGCAUUGUUUCUGAGGUCCUCUCCUACCUCCAGGCGUUUGAGGAGGCCUCCUACUACGCCAGGAGGAUGGUGGAUGGCUAUGUGAAGCUCUACCACCCCAACAAUGCCCAACUGGGCAUGGCUGUGAUGCGGGCGGGGCUGACCAACUGGCAUGCUGGUAACAUUGAGGUGGGGCAUGGUAUGAUCUGCAAAGCCUAUGCCAUUCUCCUCGUGACACACGGACCCACCCACCCAAUUACCAAGGACUUAGAGGGCAUGCGGAUGCAGACGGAGAUGGAGCUGCGCCUGUUCCACCAGAACGAGUUCAUGUACCGCAAGAUGCGCGAGGCUGCCCUAAACAACCAGCCCAUGCAGGUCAUGGCUGAGCCCAGCAGUGAGCCGACGCCAUCUCUGUUCCAUAAGAAGCAAUGA